Messenger RNA from Guyanagaster necrorhizus, 867 nucleotides. RefSeq lists its product as uncharacterized. Bases 112 to 696 code for a protein of 194 amino acids. The record is from RefSeq and is a predicted model, not a curated record. The transcript is spliced from 5 exons. Gene Ontology annotation, biological process: spindle assembly. NCBI's taxonomy places the organism in Eukaryota, Fungi, Basidiomycota, Agaricomycetes, Agaricales, Physalacriaceae. Gene Ontology annotation, cellular component: HAUS complex; cytosol.
CGCGUUCGUGGUGAUUGUCAUUAUUCGCGUUUGUCGAGUGACCUGCCGUCGGCGUUUUUCGGUCUCUUACGCUGAUUCUUCUCACAGCGGCGGAAGUAAGUCGUCGUGGACAUGGAGGUCGUCCAGAGUCUACCGGAUGAACUUGAACAGAAACUCGAGGCACUAGUCUCGGUAGCCGAAAUUCUGGGCCUCGACGAUAUGUCUUUUGCAAACUAUUCCCGCGCCCUCGUCCAGCUGUCGGAGGAGCAGCUCUCCUUGAAGCAAAUGCAGAUUCGUUUGGCGUUUAUCGAGAGGCAGCUCGUCGCUCAUCUCGCCACGGCCAAGCAUGAGCACUAUCAGAUAAAAAAGUGGACGGAACAUUUUCAAUCAGACAUUCAGUCCGGGGAAUCCGUGGAAGAUACCAUCCGCAGACGGGAAGCCCUCCUUCGCAAAGCAAAGGAAUAUCGCAAGGAACUUUCCGCGCUGCCGAUCUCAGAGCCACCCGUCACGAUCUCUGAUCUUAUAGCCCAGUCCGACCGUAUCAAGCAGCGCAAAGAGCAGAUAAAGGCGAAGCGGAGCAAGAUCAAGGCGUUCAAGGGCGUGCCGCCGAACCUGGACCUCGCACGUACACAACUCCGCGAGGCGCGCGAAGAGCAGGUGAAGCUCUUUCAGCUACGUGAGAGGCUCAUGGAAAAGAUGACAAGUGGGGUGUCUUGACGGAGACCGGAAGCAACCGCGAUUGGUCGUUGAAUAUCAUGUCGCGAACGGCCUGUUGCCUUCGCGCGUCUGCCUUCUAGAGCAUCUCUUCGAGGCGGCAUAUAGUGUAUUUGUGCAACAUCCACUUUAUAAACAUUGGUCAGUGUCAUCGAGCGGUCUAGAGGAGAUCCG